CUAGAAUAUCCGUUAGCAUAUCCGUAAACUGGAAAAGGAAUAUUCCAUCCCGUCUACGUUCCGUUUCUUUCCCGCCUCACCGUAUAUAUCCUUCCAAGAACCGCUCGCUCUCCAUCCAAGGCCGCAUUGCGAUUUUCCAUUUUCCUGACUCGUCUAAUCCCCACCGUUGAUUUUCCGUCAUGGCUCUCAAGGCCGUCCACAUGUCCGACGUCCCCAACCUCGAUCAGGUCCCGGAGAACGCUGCCCUUGCGCUCUCUUCCGCCAAGCUCUCCAAAGGACCUGACGCCGUUAGAACAGCGUUUAAACCGCAGAAAUUCUCGGUGAUCGGGCAUCGGGGCAGCGGCAUGAACAUGCUCUACUCGCCCGAUCGGAGAAUGAAAGCGAUCAAGGAGAAUUCCAUCCUGUCUUUCAACUCCGCUGCGAAAUUCGCCGUUGAUUUUGUCGAGUUCGAUGUUCAGGUGACAAGAGAUGACUGCCCUGUCAUUUUCCAUGACGACAAAAUCCUUACAGAAGAAAAUGGCUGUAUAUCUGAAAUGAGACUUACAGAUCUCACCUUAAAUGAAUUUCUUAGCUAUGGGCCCCAAAGAGAACCUGGAAAUGUGGGAAAAUCUCUACUUAGAAAAGCUAAAGAUGGGAGAAUUUUCAGUUGGAAUGUCGAAGACGACGACUCCCUGUGUACAUUGCAAGAGGCCUUCCAGAGGGUUGACCCGUCUCUGGGCUUCAACAUUGAGCUAAAAUUCGAUGACAAUAUAGUCUAUCAAGAUGAAGAGCUUAUACAUGUUCUUCAAGCAAUCUUGCUGGUGGUGUUUAAAUAUGCCAAAGACAGACCCAUCAUUUUCUCAAGCUUUCAGCCAGAUGCUGCGAGGCUGGUCCGGAAAUUGCAGAGUGUUUUCCCUGUAUUCUUCCUUACAAAUGGAGGGUGCGAAAUUUACAGUGAUGUGAGGAGAAAUUCCUUGGAUGAGGCCAUCAAGAUGUGUUUGGCCAACGGCUUACAAGGGAUUGUAUCCGAAGUGAAAGCCAUUUUCAGAAAUCCGGGAGCAAUACCUAGAAUCAAAGAAUGCAAUCUUCAACUCCUGACCUAUGGCCAGCUGAACAAUGUGCCGGAAGCAGUUUACAUGCAACAUCUGAUGGGCAUUGACGGCGUGAUCGUUGAUCUAGUGAAAGAGAUUACAGAAGCAGUUUCUGAUUUCAUCAAGCCAUCUGAGGAGCAAGAGGAGGAUGGGUCUCCUGAUUUGGAAGCAGAUGGACCCAAAAAGCCAAUUGCACGGCCCAAUUUCUCCGAACGUGAGUUGUCGUUUCUGCUCAAGCUCAUACCCCAGUUGAUACAACCGUAGGCCAAAUAUCUAUCACAGAGAAUUCAUGACAAGUGAAUAGAGAGUUUUCAAUCUUUAGUGUGUAGGGGAUAGCUCUCUCUGUCCCAUAAGCAUUGUUGUAUAGUAAUUCAUCUGCUCUUCUUGUCACACGGUGACCAUUGACGGGCAGACGGAUGGAUGGGAUUGCGUUUGUACCACCGAAAAUCUUCAUCAAAGCAGAUUUGAGUAAGGUCACACUUCUGUU
Magnolia sinica is the source of this 1557-nucleotide messenger RNA. Its product is annotated as glycerophosphodiester phosphodiesterase GDPD1, chloroplastic-like. Bases 180 to 1334 code for a protein of 384 amino acids. Gene Ontology annotation, molecular function: phosphoric diester hydrolase activity. The transcript is spliced from 8 exons. Gene Ontology annotation, biological process: glycerophospholipid catabolic process. NCBI's taxonomy places the organism in Eukaryota, Viridiplantae, Streptophyta, Magnoliopsida, Magnoliales, Magnoliaceae. The record is from RefSeq and is a predicted model, not a curated record.